Molecule: messenger RNA, 999 nt
Organism: Dromiciops gliroides (monito del monte)
Lineage: Eukaryota; Metazoa; Chordata; Mammalia; Microbiotheria; Microbiotheriidae
Gene: CNTD1
Product: cyclin N-terminal domain containing 1
Exons: 7
Coding region: 1-999 (332 amino acids)
Biological process (GO): reciprocal meiotic recombination
Cellular component (GO): site of double-strand break
Source: RefSeq, a predicted model, not a curated record
AUGGCUGGGGUCGUAGGGACCAGGGGGUCGGCCUCCCUCAGUGACUUUAAGUUUGGCGCUGUAGACACGCAGACCAUCGAAGACGCCCUGCUCCACUUGGCCCAGGAGAAUGAAAGGGCGGUGCGGGAAGCCCGGGGGCAGGCGGGCAGCUUCAGGGAGACCCGGAUCGUGGAGUUCAUUUUUCUCCUGUCCGAACAAUGGUGCCUGGAAAAAUCCGUGAGCUACCAGGCAGUAGAAAUCCUAGAAAGGUUCAUGGUUAAGCAAGCAGAAAGCAUCUGCAGCCAAGCAGCACCUGUGGUGAGAGGUAGUGAGAAAGCAGAGUCCUGGAGCUGGCGGGCCCAGAAAGAACAACUCUGCAAUAUAUUUGUACUUCGACUUGUGUCAUGUGUUCAGCUGGCAAGCAAACUUUCCUUCCACUACAAAAUAGUCAGCAAUGUUACAGUCCUGAAUUUCCUCCAUGCCCUAGGGUACCUUUAUACUAAAGAAGAACUACUGGAGUCAGAACUUGCCAUUCUGAAGUCUUUAAACUUCCAGAUCAAUUUACCUACUCCUCUGGCAUAUGUGGAGAUGCUCCUAGAAGUUUUAGGGUAUAAUGGCUGUUUGGUCUCAGCCAAACAGCUGCAUGGAACCUGCCUGACAUUACUUGACUUGGUCUAUCUCCUGCAUGAGCCCAUCUAUGAAAGCCUGCUGAGGGCAUCAUUUGAGAACUCUACAUCCAUGGAACAGCAGGGGGGAAAAUUUGUGUCAGUGAAAGAAGACUUCAUGCUUUUGGCAGUUGGGAUCAUUGCAGCCAGUGCUUUCAUCCAAAAUCAGGAGUGGUGUGGCCAGGUUGUAGAGCACUUACACAGCAUCACCGGCAUCACCACUGAGAGUAUUGCUGAAUUUUCAUAUGCAAUCCUGAUUCAUGGGGUAGGAGCCAGCACCCCAGUUCGACAACAACCUUUUCUGCACCACCUGGCAGCCAGACCACUGAGGGCUGCUGCCACCUGCAACAUGUGA